Messenger RNA from Megalops cyprinoides (Indo-Pacific tarpon), 2862 nucleotides. It is a transcript of the gene pms2, whose product is annotated as PMS1 homolog 2, mismatch repair system component. Gene Ontology annotation, cellular component: MutLalpha complex. Gene Ontology annotation, biological process: mismatch repair. NCBI's taxonomy places the organism in Eukaryota, Metazoa, Chordata, Actinopteri, Elopiformes, Megalopidae. Gene Ontology annotation, molecular function: mismatched DNA binding; ATP binding; ATP hydrolysis activity. The transcript has 15 exons. The coding region runs from base 16 to 2664 and encodes 882 amino acids. The record is from RefSeq and is a predicted model, not a curated record.
CUCGCAAUACACAAAAUGACAGACAAUUGUCCAGGACCAGCCCGAGCCAUCAGGCCCAUUGACCGACAUUCUGUUCAUCAGAUCUGCUCUGGACAGGUUGUGUUGAGUCUGGCUACAGCGGUAAAGGAGCUGGUGGAGAACAGCAUAGAUGCAGGAGCUACUAAUGUUGAAAUCAGAUUGAAGGAGUGUGGAGCAGACCUGGUGGAAGUUUCAGAUAAUGGAAGGGGGGUGGAUGAAGCCAACUUUGAAGGGCUGACCCUGAAGCACCACACUUCCAAACUGAGUGACUUCUCUGAUCUGAUUCACGUGGAAACGUUUGGUUUCAGGGGUGAAGCCCUCAGCUCACUGUGUGCCCUCAGUGACCUGAGUGUAAUAACGUGCCAUGAGUCUGCUCAGGUCGGCACGCGGCUGGUGUUCAACCAUGACGGCAAGCUGACGCAGCGCAGUCCACACCCCCGCCAGCAGGGCACCACUGUCACUCUGCAGCAGCUCUUCUACACCCUGCCUGUACGCCACAAAGAGUUUCAGCGUAACAUCAAGAAGGAAUACACCAAGAUGAUGCACGUGCUCCAGUCAUACUGCAUCAUCUCCACUGGGGUGCGCAUUACCUGCACCAAUCAGGUGGGCCAGGGUAAGCGCAGUGUCGUGCUCUGCACCAGUGGGAGCCACAGCAUGAAGGACAACAUUGGGGCGGUGUUUGGACCCAAGCAGCUCCAGAGUUUGAUGCCCUUUCAGCAGCUGUCUCCCACAGAGAACAUCAGAGAGGACUAUGGUCUAAAAGGAGUGGAUCUGCCUGAGGAUUUUUUCAAGAUUUCAGGGUUCAUAUCUCAAGGAGAUCACGGUGUUGGCAGAAGUGCCACAGACAGACAGUUCUUCUUCAUUAACAACAGGCCCUGCGAUCCAUCAAAGGUGUCCAAACUUGUGAAUGAAGUCUAUCACAUGUUUAACAGACAUCAGUAUCCAUUUGUUGCCUUGAACAUAACUGUUGCUUCAGAUUGCGUAGAUGUUAAUGUCACACCAGAUAAGCGUCAGGUCUUCCUUCAAGAAGAGAAGCUCCUAUUAGCCAUUCUAAAGAGCUCACUCAUCGCCAUGUACGAGAGCGGUGUGAACAAGAUAAGCCUCACCCACACAGCUCUGCCCAUGCCUCAUGUGUCGAAAUCAGAAGAACAGUCUUCUUCUAUAGAAGACCCUGAAAAGCUGCCUGUUUCUGGUGUUGGUCUAGAAGCCAGAGACAUUCCAGAGCCUUCUUUUCAGUGCCCAAAGUUGUCACUGAACUUAGCUGGGCUGAGGGCUGCAUUCUCACUGCACCAGACACCAGAUAUGGGAACCAAGGCAAACAGCAGCAAAGUCAGUCACCAUGGUCCAGCUCAGAAGGCACUGAAGUCCUUUUUCAGCAGGGUUGAAAGCAGCUGCACCAGCACCAGCACCACUACCACCACCACCGCCAGUAGACCAACUGUGCAGUCCCUUUUCAAACAUUCACAAGACACGCUGAAACACUCACCUGCAAAGGGGCCGGUGUUAGAGGAGAGUAUGGAUGAGAGAAAAGUAGACAGCGACAUAGACUCAGGCAGAGGAAGCAUUGUAUCAGAGCUUUCUUCAGUCACAGGGACCCCAGAGAGCAUGUGUGGAACUGCAUCAGAGUUCAGCUCCCCAGAUACAAUGGAGGUUGAACCCAGCAUCAAAAGUGAGGGCACAGAUGAACAAUGGGAGCAAACUGAUAAAGCCAGUGAACCUUCUAGUUGGAAAAGAACCGAGCCUUUCCAUGCUGAUGACGAAAGCAGCUCGAGUCCUGGGCCCAAGAGGGCAAGGCUAGAUGAGCAGCUCACCACAGUCCCUUUUACCCAGGGCUCAGGUGUCCAGGCCCCUUCCACCGGAGUGAAAGUGGACACCUUUGUCCAUACGAAGAAAAGGACCGUUCCAUUGAGAUUCUCCCUGUCUGAGCUUGCAGGGAGGUUACAGAAGCUGAAGGAGCAAGAGCAUGAGAGGACAAGCGACACGAUGACGUUCAGGCGAUUCAGGGCUAAGAUCAGCCCUGGUGAGAACCAGAGUGCUGAGGAUGAACUGAAGAAAGAGAUCAGCAAGGACAUGUUUAAGGAGAUGGAGAUCAUUGGACAAUUCAACCUGGGCUUCAUCAUCACCAAGCUGAAAUCUGACCUCUUCAUGAUUGACCAGCAUGCCACAGAUGAGAAGUACAACUUUGAGAGACUGCAACAGGACACUGUCCUGCAAGGACAGAGACUCAUAGCUCCACAGAAGCUGCAUCUCCCUGCGGUCAGUGAGACUGUUCUGAUUGAAAACCAGGAAAUCUUCAGAAAAAACGGCUUUGAUUUCCUCAUUGAUGAGGAUGCCCAAGCCAUGGAGAAGGUGAAGCUGAUAUCCUUGCCCACCAGCAAGAACUGGACGUUUGGGCCAAGUGACAUUGAAGAGCUUAUCUUCAUGUUGACUGACAGUCCAGGGGUCAUGUGCAGGCCCUCCCGUGUUAGGCAGAUGUUUGCCUCCAGAGCAUGUCGUAAAUCGGUGAUGAUAGGUACUGCUCUGAACACCAGUGAGAUGAGGAAGCUGGUGGUUCAUAUGGGGGAGAUUGAGCAACCAUGGAACUGUCCACACGGCAGACCCACCAUGAGGCACCUGGCCAACCUGGACAUGCUUUCACAAGAUUGAAGCUCACACGGGGCCUCAUUGAAGCUUCAGUGGCUAGACUAGACUAUUCUCAGUUCAGAUUGAAUGCUUACAAACAGAUAUUUCCUGUAGCAUGACAUUUUACUGAUCAUGUAACUGCACCAGUUUGCUAUGUAAGACAAAAUUCUGUCACUAAAUAGAAAUGGGCUUAAUUUUCUGGCCUUUUGGAACAAUGGCAUG